This is a messenger RNA of Topomyia yanbarensis, 3703 nucleotides long. RefSeq names its product ER degradation-enhancing alpha-mannosidase-like protein 3 (gene Edem2). The transcript is spliced from 12 exons. Gene Ontology annotation, cellular component: endoplasmic reticulum; membrane. Gene Ontology annotation, biological process: mannose trimming involved in glycoprotein ERAD pathway; carbohydrate metabolic process; endoplasmic reticulum mannose trimming. Lineage: Eukaryota; Metazoa; Arthropoda; Insecta; Diptera; Culicidae. The record is from RefSeq and is a predicted model, not a curated record. Gene Ontology annotation, molecular function: mannosyl-oligosaccharide 1,2-alpha-mannosidase activity; calcium ion binding. Bases 520 to 2925 code for a protein of 801 amino acids.
GCGAGUUGUGUUGUGUCAGAAAAUCUGCGAAGCAGCGACGAGGGUAGUAACAGGAAAAAAGUGAAGGCUGCUGAUGGAAAAAUAGGUGGCAGAUAUUCGUUCCUAUUUUUACCCAUCACGGUUUGUUGUAGUUCCAGAAAAACACUGGCCCCUAUUUGCGUGAUCCCGCGAAGGAUGGUUUAGCAUUCUGGAAAUAGAUUGGCUUUCAUCCUGAUGGUGCGCGAAACCGCGUUCAAGAAAUUUGUUGUUCUUCCGCAGCUUCCCGUGGAAGCUGCAAAAGUUGCGAGUUGGCAAUCCGGACGGAAGCGGACUGAGUGAGUGUUUCAUCCACCAAUGAAGUCGUGUAGAGGCUGCUGAAAUCCCAGUGCCGAGGCAGUUUUCUUCCGCAUUUAAGUUCGCCAACUAGAGAGCUGGAGGAUUUGUUUUUAGUUCGUACUGUUAGUUGAAGGCCAUUGGGAGUGUUGCAAGAGAAAGUUAUCUUGGACCCGUAGUAGUUGAUUAUUGGGUCGCAGCUAAAAAAUGCGAACAUUGAAACGGUUUCAAAGGGCAUUCUGGAUCAAGUAUGUCGUACUGCUGGUGGUUUCGCUAUGGAGCGCGAUUGCGGCGGAACAGGUUCCCUCCGUUCCCACGCACAAUAUGUCCAGCAAAGAGCAAAAUGAGCUCAAGGAGGAAGCCAAAGAAAUGUUCUACCACGCCUACAGGGCCUACAUGGAUAAAGCCUACCCCGCGGACGAGUUGAUGCCACUGAGCUGCACCGGACGGUAUCGAGGCGUUACGCCCUCGCGAGGAGACCUUGACGAUGUUCUGGGGAACUUCUCCAUGACACUGGUCGACACGCUAGACACGCUAGUCAUUUUGGGAGAUUUGGAGGAGUUUGAACGAGCCGUGAAGCUGGUGAUAAAGGAUGUCAAGUUCGAUAACGAUAUUAUUGUAUCCGUAUUUGAAACCAACAUUAGAAUGAUUGGAGGUUUACUGUCAGCUCACAUUCUAGCUGAGUACAUCCAAAAGCAGGCAGAUGUAAUGAUGUGGUACCGUGGCGAGAUGCUCGAGAUGGCCAAAGAUUUAGGUUAUCGAUUACUACCAGCUUUUAAUACAUCAACGGGGAUACCACACGCGCGAGUAAACCUCAAACAUGGUAUAAAAGUAGAAGCCUUGCGUCAUUCGAGGGAAACUUGCACGGCAUGUGCAGGGACGAUACUGCUGGAGUUUGCUGCCCUAUCCAGAUUGAGCGGAGAACCAAUUUUUGAGAUUAAAGCGCACACUGCCAUGGAUGCCUUAUGGAAAAUGCGACAUCGAAGCUCGGAUCUAAUGGGGACGGUAUUAAACGUACAUUCCGGGGAUUGGAUCCGACGAGAAUCUGGGGUUGGCGCAGGAAUUGAUUCCUACUAUGAGUAUUGCCUUAAAUCCUACAUUCUGCUCGGUGAUGAACGUUAUCUGGCGCGGUUCAAUCGUCACUAUAAUGCCAUCAUGAAAUACAUCAGCCAAGGACCGAUGCUGUUAGAUGUGCAAAUGCAUCGACCACAUACUAAGACGAGGAAUUUUAUGGAUGCUUUGCUGGCUUUCUGGCCCGGGCUGCAAGUGCUGUCUGGUGAUUUGAAACCAGCCGUACAGACGCACGAAAUGCUGUAUCAAGUAAUGCAGAUGCAUACCUUCAUUCCUGAAGCCUUCACUUACGAUUUUCAGGUUCACUGGGGUCAGCACCACUUGAGGCCGGAAUUCAUCGAAUCAACAUAUUUCCUGUACCGCGCGACGGGUGACCAUUACUAUUUGCAGGUCGGCAAAAAGGCGCUAAAAGCGCUACAGAAGCAUGCGAGAGUUCCUUGCGGAUAUGCCGCAGUAAACGAUGUACGUACGGGUAAACACGAAGAUCGAAUGGACUCCUAUGUGCUAUCGGAGACGUUUAAAUAUUUGUACUUGCUGUUCUCUGACCCCUCGGAUUUGCUGUUAAACAUUGAGAACUUUAUCUUUACUACUGAAGCACAUCUGCUGCCACUCACGCUGGGCCAAUUGGGAAAUCAUACCUUCAAUAUCAAAGACCACGAAGAAGGCCACAUGCUAGAUUUUAUGCGGUCUUGCCCUAGUCCAAACAAGUUAUUUCCUGAAACGGUUAGACGUCCCCUUAGAGACCUGGUUACAGGAGUAUGCCCGCGUAUAUCGAGUGCCAAAAGACUUAGAGCGGCUGACUUUCAGGCAAGCAAUGCAGAUCAUCUACGCACAGUUUAUGACAUGGGUAUUACGAUGGUUUCUCUAGGCGAGGGCAAAGUACAGCUAUUACAUACAUUCUACAACGCAAAAUCACCCGAAGAAGCCGAACGUGGACUCAUUUUCAUGCAGGAAAUGGUCGAACUGUCCAAAUCAAACACAAUUCCAAAAACUCAACUACAAGCUGUAUCAUUCCGAAGGCCCAGCGAAGAGCCGCAGAUUCUGAAGGCAGGACCAAGCCAUUUUGGACCUGAACUAACCGGCGAUAUGAUGAUUUCCCAGAGAGGGGUGUUUGUUAGUCCAUCCAAAGUGUGUACAAGUCUCAAAAACAGCCGUGAGUUGAACGGUAAGAUUGCAAUCGUUGAGCGAGGUGAUUGCACGUUCGUGGACAAAGCACGCAGGGUACAAGCGGGAGGUGCGAUGGCUGCCAUCGUUUACGACAAUACACCAAACACCUCAAUCGACAAUCAGCAAAUGUUUGCGAUGUCUGGUGAUGGGACAGAUGAUGUAAAAAUUCCAGUGGUGUUUUUGUUCACCAAGGAAGCGGAAGUGUUAAUUGCUGCCAUAAAAGGUGAUCCAGACCUUGAGAUUACACUAAGGCCACUGAUGGACUCGACGGAUGAUCAUGUGCCUCCGGCCGAAUCCAAGCAAUUCCUGGGACAAAGAUCAACCAAGACUGAAUCAACGGAGACCUCUAACAGCGGAUCGAAAACGGCGCCAUAAUAGUAAAGUUUCCAACCUUUCACUAGAGUGGGCUAGUUUAUAAUCGAGAUUUCGGUAAUUUUUGUCCGAAACCGAAUACAAAUGCGACGUGUGAAAUCUAGAGUUUGUGUGAGAUGCAUAGUUUGGGCGUUUUAAAUACAAGUUACAAUUCUCUUCAAAGUGAUAUAUUUGUUGACAGAGUAAAAGUGCGAUGUGAUGCAAGUUGUUUGGAGAUGAUAAUGCUUAGUUAAGAGUAGUGUACAAUAUUUUUUAUCAUAAGUAAGCAUAGAAAAUGGGUAAACGAUUUGUUACAACUAAUAGCUAAGCCAUUACGAAGGGAUUGUGCUGAGCAACAUAUCAAUUGGUUGGCUGAUUUACCGUUUCACACAAGAGGUAGAAACGUGAGAACUGCCGGACAAGAUAAGGUGAUCGAUGUAUAAAAGAUUAGUUGUAAAUAGUCUACCUUAAUUCGAGAAAACGAAGAUAGAAUAAGACUAGAAUGGCUGGAGUACUACAAUGUAAUUCCAAACGAUUCUUGCAAUUAUUUAUUCAACUAAGUGAAACGAUUCCAUGGUCAGCAGAUGGCUAUACAAGUGUACAUAAACAAAGGCAUUGAUUAGGUUGCUAUUUUUCAAAAUGUUUCCUUCGGCAUCGAUAGCAAUCACUAGUUAGUCACAAUCAAGAUGCAAUAUGAUAAUGAAUUUAAGUGAAAAAAUUAGCGAAAAUAGUUGUGAAUAAAAAAUAAUUGCCUAUUAGCAGUAAGCGAUUUCUUAUAACACUGUUCUAGUUUUGUAAAUAA